GCCACCUUCCACCGGACGAAGCGAAUUAGAGUUGCGAGCGCAGGUAUCCUUCGAAUUCCCGGAACUGCUAAUUCUCGAGUCACAUUUCUCGUCGGGGAGGAUCGCAAUUUUGGCCGAUGGUCAGGUUCAGAUCGUAGCUGAAAGGUUCUGAGGAGAAGCCUCGACGGAAGAGUGAGUGCUUCGAGAGGUGGACAUGGCUGCCGUGCUGGAUUGGCACGUUCGUCUGACGAGUGCGGCGAAUUCGCUCGCUUCUCUCGAGGGGAGCUUUGGAUCUCGUGGUUUGCCCGUGGGACGCGUCCAGCUGAAAUGUUUCGAGAAGUGCAGCGGGGUCGGAGCUGGAUUCGGUGUAGGCGGGCGUCCAUUAUUGACUGCCGUGCAGGCAGGCAAGAGGCAAGUCUGGACGGCGGAGCCUCUCGUGCGAGGAAAAGUCACGAAACGGGCGAUGCACGUCAUCAGAGACCUGCGAAUUUGGAUGAGUAAUGCAGGAGAUGAGGAAUCUCUCUUUCGUAUUUUAGAUCAAUGGGUUUCGAAGAUGAGUCCAGAGAGGAGGGACUGGCUGGACGUGUUGAAGGAUUUCGACAAUAAGCGAGAUCGAGGAAUUUUGUUCAAGUUAUCGGAAUGGGCCUUCAACGAAGAUUGGUUUGCAGUCAAUGCUCGUGAUUAUACAAAACUGAUAGAAAGAUAUGGCAAGGCGGGUCGCAUCGAUGAUGCGGAAAGGCUGCUUCAAGAAAUGGAGGCUAAUGGGAAUAUUAUAGAUAUGGUAACUUUGACGGUAAUGAUCGGCAUCUUCGGAAAAUCGAGGCAGUUGGAGAGAGCUGUGAAGUUGUUUGAUGUAGCGAAGGAAAGAGGGUUUUUGCCCGACACGAAGGCCUACAACGCCCUGAUGGUAGCCUAUGGAUAUGCUGGACAACCCGGGGAAGCUGAGGUACUUCUGGAAGAGAUGACUGUGGCUGGUGUUAUUGCAGACGUCGAGACUUACUGUGGUUUGAUCAAUGGCUACGGAAGACUGGAGCAAGCAGAUCAAGCCCACAGAGUGUUCGAGCUGAUGUUGUCACGAGGAGUGAAGGUGAACACCAAAGUGUACACAGCCUUACUGGAUGCGUAUGGGAAAGUCGGUGACACGGAUUCAGCCAGAGCAGUGUUUGACAGCUUGCGGAUGAACGGACUCACGCCAGAUGAUCGAGCCAUCUGCCUCAUGCUCAACGCUUAUGAGAGGAGAGAUCUGCUGAAUAGGGCAGUCGGCAUGGUUGUGGAGCUAGAAAGUGCAGGAAUCAAACCUGGUCCGGAAUCUUUGACCGCAUUGAUCGGGUGGUUUGGUAGAUUAGGUUUAGUAGCGGAGGCAGAAGAAUUGUUCAAUGAGAUGGAGAAGAACAAACUGCGUAUCUUUCCCAAGACAUGCGCAGCAAUGUAUAAGGCAUACAGCAGAGCAGGACAGUUAGAUAAGGCUAGAGAAUUUACCGAGGUUAUGAGAGGAAAAGGUGUUGCUUUCAACGAGGCAUUUGUAAUGGGCUCCAAUUCUGAAGCCCCUCAGUUGAGUAUUACAUAAAACAAAUCUGUAAAAAAAAAUGAUUAUUGGAGGUUGCGGUGGUGAUUUACG
Molecule: messenger RNA, 1597 nt
Organism: Marchantia polymorpha subsp. ruderalis
Lineage: Eukaryota; Viridiplantae; Streptophyta; Marchantiopsida; Marchantiales; Marchantiaceae
Source: the annotation of a GenBank genome assembly